AGUAAUCCCCAACUAAUUGCUGUUACAAAACACUUGAGUCCAGGAUUAUUAAGAGUUGGUGGUACACUUGCUGACAGAUUAAGAUUUGUUUCUGAUAAUUCCCAAGUAUUUAAAAGUAUUUCUAUUACUGAUAUGGAUGGUGGAAGUUGUUCACAUGAAAGUAAAUCUUGCACAGGAAACCGACCCAAUUUUACUAUGUCUGGAGAAGAAUGGUUAAAGUUAAAUAAUUAUGCUGAGAAAUCAGGUUUCACAAUUUUAUUUGAUUUAAAUGCCCUGAUACGAUACGACAAUGGUACAUGGGAUUCCCGAAAUGCAGAACAAUUAAUAAUGUUUUCAGAUCAUCACAAUUUAACACUCCUUUGGCAACUAGGAAAUGAACCAAAUUCGUUUCGACAUGUGUUUAAUUACGAAGUAAAUGCUUCUCAAUUAGCAGCAGAUUUCAAUGAAUUAAGACGAAUUUUGAACAAGUAUGACAUGUACAAAAAUUCACUACUAGUAGGACCAGAUACUACACGACCGCAGCCUCGUAAUGACGAAAGUGUACUUUACCUGGAAAAUUUUUUAGAUAAUAUUAGAAAUGCUAUUGACGUUAUAACUUGGCAUCAGUAAGCUUUUCUCAAUAAUAGUUAA
Messenger RNA from Agrilus planipennis (emerald ash borer), 630 nucleotides. RefSeq names its product heparanase-like. The annotation marks the transcript as partial. Gene Ontology annotation, molecular function: hydrolase activity, acting on glycosyl bonds. The record is from RefSeq and is a predicted model, not a curated record. NCBI's taxonomy places the organism in Eukaryota, Metazoa, Arthropoda, Insecta, Coleoptera, Buprestidae. The transcript is spliced from 3 exons. Gene Ontology annotation, cellular component: membrane; extracellular matrix.